GGGGCGGUCACUGUUUGUGUACCAGCGUUCAAGCUGCACGCUAGCUAGUCGGCUAACAAGCUUACGCUGCUAAGCAGUUAAACAUAUUCUUUGCUGAUUCCGAUUGGAAUCGAUCGUUGUGGGAUUACCGAUAUUGUGGCGCAAACUGGAAGUAAAUAGAACUGUCUUGACAUGGUGAAGUGAACAUUAGCAAUUGCACUGUGUCAGAAGGAGCCGCCCCUUGAUGUAUGAAUAUAAAGUGACACCACCCGAGCUGCAGCGGCCAGCAGCGCCACAACGAGGGAACGCCACCCGAGUCAGCAACAGAGAGCGCUCACUGGGGUCAGCAUCAUCCACGAUGGGGCCGGUUCUGCAUUGGGUGCAGGAUGUAGCAUCCGUCACUCUUCUGAAGGCCCGUAGGACCAUAUUCCAAGCUGCCGUUCUUUUCUGCGUUCUGGGUCUGCUGCUGUGGGUGUCAGUCUUUCUUUACGGUAGUUUCUAUUAUUCCUACAUGCCCACUGUGAGCUUCUCCGCCCCUGUGCACUUCUACUACACCUCUGAUUGUGAUGCUUCAGAAUCAGCGCUUUGCUCGUUCCCAACAGCCAAUAUCUCCUUUAUGAAAAAUGACAGGGACCAGGUGAUGGCUUAUGGGCAACCUUAUCGUAUAUCUUUGGAAUUGGAGCUGCCGGAGUCUCCCGUGAAUGAACAACUGGGCAUGUUCAUGGUUAAGAUGUCUUGUUACACCAGAGGUGGCAAGACUGUGUCAUCUGUUGGACGCUCAACCAUGCUGCAUUACCGAUCCAGUCUUUUGCAGACCAUGAGCACUUUCUUCUUCUCUCCUCUCCUCCUGACUGGGAUGGCUGAACAGAAGCAGCUCAUCGAGGUGGAGCUCUUCUCUGCAUACAAGACCAACAGUUAUGAACCCACCAUCGGCGCAGUCGUGGAGAUCCAGUCCAAACGUGUGCAGAUCUACUCCUGCCAGCUCCGCAUCCAUGCUUAUUUCACUGGCGUGCGCUAUGUCCUGUACAACUUCCCCCUGACGUCGGCGGUGAUUGGCAUCGCCACCAACUUUGCCUUCCUCGGUGUCUUUGUGCUUUUCAGCUACCUGCAGUUCAUAUGGGGUGGGCUGUGGCCUCCAGAUCACGUACGAGUCAAAGUCAUGAUGGGAGACAACACUCGCAUGCAGCAGAGGAAAGAGGAGGUCAGGAAGCGCAUGGAGAAAGAGAGCUCCCAAAAAGAGCUUGACAUUCCGAGAGUGAUUGGACCCGUGACUGAUGCAUCUGAUUCCCUGGCGAAUGACACGGUGGUGGAGCAGUCGUCAAAAACGUCCUUUGUAGAAGUGAAUGCCACCGAGCCUGAUGAUCCGAAUGCUGUAAAGGAGGCGUCUCAUGACUCGGCACUGCCAGAGGAUAAAGAACAGACACUCCGACAAAGAUCUGUUCCUGCAAAAAGUCUUUAGAUUUACAUGCACUCCAUUUGAGGGAGUUGCCAAUCAAUCUUAACACAAGCAAACACCCUCUAUUAAAGGUCAAACAAAUAUAAUGUAGAUUAGUGAGAGUAUACUAUAUUGCAUGUUAUUGUUUUAACUCAAGUACUACACUUUAUUUCCUGUCUUAAAGAGAGUGUUCUGCAUCACAGUCAGUCUAUCAGCUAUAAUGCAGGCUGACAUACAGUUACAAUUACAAUGUUACAUGACUUGUGGUUUUAUUACAUUGAGCACAUGCACUUAAACAAGUCAGAUUACAAAUUAGCACUAUAUGCCUCGUGGUUCAUUGAGAGUUAUAUUUUUAGUAGUUUCAGUAGGGCAAAAUGAAUCUGUAGCACGUCUCAUCCUGCACAUUGAGAAGUUCUGCCUGAGUGCAAUGGGUAGUUUAACGUUAGUCUUUGGUAUGUUUUGUGAGAAGAAUUCAGUUCACUUACAAAACUGGGCUUCAUUCCAUCAAAGCUAGUCUUGUUCUACAAUGCAGCCCAAGAAUACUGUAUUUAUUGUUCCACAGAAAACCGUUAAUAUUUUAGAUGCAUAUUUUUAAGUUAUACUGUAUGUUUGUUGGUGUAUCUUGGGAGACAACGAGAGGGUUUGAAGUAUUUCUAAAUAGCUCUUGGUUGGUGUUAAAGGUGAUAGGGUCACCCUCUUUGUGAUAAAGCUCAGGUUUAAGCAAGUUUAUUUAAAAGUGUUGGUACCAAAGAUAUUCUUAGACGUUUGUGCAAAAGUCUGUGUAUGAGCCCUGUAGUUGUAUGAAAAUACAUGCAUUGUCACUGAAUAAUAAAAAA
This is a messenger RNA of Dunckerocampus dactyliophorus (ringed pipefish), 2250 nucleotides long. RefSeq names its product seipin-like. The transcript has a single exon. Lineage: Eukaryota; Metazoa; Chordata; Actinopteri; Syngnathiformes; Syngnathidae. Gene Ontology annotation, cellular component: endoplasmic reticulum membrane. The record is from RefSeq and is a predicted model, not a curated record. Bases 224 to 1438 code for a protein of 404 amino acids. Gene Ontology annotation, biological process: lipid droplet organization; lipid storage.